Messenger RNA from Ascochyta rabiei, 552 nucleotides. RefSeq lists its product as uncharacterized. The coding region runs from base 1 to 552 and encodes 183 amino acids. The record is from RefSeq and is a predicted model, not a curated record. Lineage: Eukaryota; Fungi; Ascomycota; Dothideomycetes; Pleosporales; Didymellaceae. The transcript has 2 exons.
AUGGCCGACAACGUUGGACUUACGACACCGAGAGGUAGCGGCACCUCCGGAUACGUCCAGAAGAAUCGCUCACUGCUCAGACCCCGUGACAAGGUCGCGCCGUACCAGAAAGACUUGGAUCAUGCACGACACCGACCGCGACAGCCAGACGCAGACAUUCUCGAGCAUGAGGCUAAGCGCGACAUCGAAGUCAAGGUGUUCGAGCUGCGCGACAAGCUUGAAGAGGAAGGUGUCGAUGAAGACGACAUCGACGACCAAUGCGAGGCUCUGCGCAGAAAGCUCGACCAGGAACGAAAAGACGGAAAAGACCUCGGCCCCAACGCAAAGCGACUGAAGUCACAUCAAGUCCACGACUUGGCAAAGGCAAAGGCAGAAGAAAGCGACAGGAUGAGGAAGGCGUUGGGCAUAAGCGAGGAUUAUGAAGAAGGCAGUCAUUGGCGGAAGCAAGAAGAGCGCCUGCGGGAUUCUUUGGCGAAGAGAGAAGCCGAGGACGAAGAGAAGGCUGAGAGAGCAAGGGAGGCUCGCAGAUACAACGAGAACGAUUCAGACUGA